GGGUGCCCGGCCACUGGGCUUCUCCAGCAAGCGAGUGGUCAGCAAGCAGCCGGAGCCGCAGCCGCGCGCGCGUCCAGUCCCGAGGCCGACGCCAGCUCGCCGGCAUGGCUCCCGCAGCUGCUUCGGGUGGCAGCUCCCUGCCCAGUGGCUUCUCGGUCUUCGCCACCUUCCCAGACUUGCUCUUCGUCUUUGAGUUUAUCUUCGGGGGCCUGGUGUGGAUCCUGGUCGCGUCCUCCCUGGUGCCCAUACCCCUGGUCCAGGGCUGGGUGAUGUUUGUGUCUGUGUUCUGCUUUGUGGCCACCACUGCCUUGCUUGUCCUGUACAUCAUUGGCGCCCACGGCGGGGACACGUCCUGGGUCACCCUGGACGCAGCCUACCAGUGCGUCGCUGCCCUGUUCUACCUCAGUGCCUCCGUCCUGGAAGCCCUGGCCACCAUCUCCAUGCAGGACGGCUUCAUCUACAAGCACUACCAUGAGAACAUCGCGGCCGUG
Molecule: messenger RNA, 491 nt
Organism: Marmota monax (woodchuck)
Lineage: Eukaryota; Metazoa; Chordata; Mammalia; Rodentia; Sciuridae
Gene: Mal
Product: mal, T cell differentiation protein
Biological process (GO): myelination
Cellular component (GO): membrane
Molecular function (GO): structural constituent of myelin sheath
Source: RefSeq, a predicted model, not a curated record